Molecule: messenger RNA, 1487 nt
Organism: Haplochromis burtoni (Burton's mouthbrooder)
Lineage: Eukaryota; Metazoa; Chordata; Actinopteri; Cichliformes; Cichlidae
Product: serum paraoxonase/arylesterase 2
Exons: 9
Coding region: 84-1154 (356 amino acids)
Molecular function (GO): arylesterase activity
Source: RefSeq, a predicted model, not a curated record
GUCCUGAAUGCAGCAUUUCGGGAACGCCCCGCUGUUGCAGUUUUUAAGUCCGUUUGAAAACCUUUCCUCCUCCAGAUUUCAAAAUGGGAAAGCUGGCAUACAUUUCACUUUUUGUAGCUGCCUUGUCGGUGCUGUUAGGAGAGAGAUUUAUCAACCUCAGGAAAAGGUGCCUUGCUACUAGAGAGAUCAUCCCGAAACACCUCCCCAACUGUGUUGCACUCAAAAAUCUGGAUUAUGGAUCGGAGGAUAUAACGAUCCUGGAAAACGGGCUUGCCCUUAUCAGCACUGGUCUGAAGUUUCCUGGACUGCCUUCCUCAGAUGUGCCUGGAAAGAUAUUUCUGCUUGAUCUACAGGAUUCUCAGAUGAAACCAGUAGAGCUCCGCAUGCCAAGGAACUUUGAUCUUGACUCUUUCAACCCUCAUGGCAUCAGUGUAUACAUCGAUCCAAGUGAUAGCACAGUCUACCUGUUUGUUGUCAAUCAUCCUCAACAUAAAAGCCAAGUGGAGCUAUUCAAGUUUGUGGAGGAGGACCGUGCCCUAGAGCACCUGAAAACCAUUAAACAUGAACUUCUCUACAGCGUAAAUGAUAUUGUUGCAGUGGGAGUGGAUAGCUUCUAUGCAACAAAUGAUCACUAUUUUAACCAAGAAAUCCUGAAAGUAUUUGUGGAGCCUUUACUGCCUCUGACGUGGGCUAAUGUUGUGUACUAUAGUACUGAGGAGGUAAAAGUGGUCUCUGAGGGUUAUUUCUUUGCAAAUGGAAUCAACAUGUCACCAGACAAAAGGUAUAUUUAUGUCGUAGAAUUUUUUGAUCAAAAAGUGCACGUGUUGGAGCGGAAAGAAGACAAUUCAUUGGCCAACGUCAAGUCUGUUGCUGUGGGUACACUCUGUGACAACGUCGAGGUUGACCCUGAAAAUGGUGACCUUUGGUUAGGCUGUCACCCUAAUGCAUGGAAGGCUCUCAUGUUUGACCCCAAAGACCCACCAGGAUCAGAGAUCAUCCGUAUCCAGAAUGUUCAUUCUGAUCAGCCUGUGGUUACACAGGUGUAUGCAGACAAUGGACAUGUGAUCAUGGGCUCUUCAGUAGCCGCUUCGUAUGGAGGGAAGUUGCUCAUUGGCUCUGUGUUCCACAAAGCCUUGUGCUGUGAUUUACAGUAGACAAUGAAAGCAAACACUGCCACUCACUUUAACACAUGAGAGGGGGAAAAAAAAAAUCUCAAUUCAGGUGUUUAAAAGGACAAAAAAAAAGGGAAAACAAAUAUUUGUAUCUGUUCUCAACUGGGACAGUUUAUACUGCACUGCGUUCAGCCUACAAAAGUGGUAUUAGACACAGAAAUGACUGAACUAUCAAGAUAUUUGCUUCACUGUUAAAUAAUUGGAACAAUUAUGAAAAUAAUGUUUUUAAUUUGAUAAUUUGUGACUGUCUGUAUUUGGCUUUAAAUAAAAGGUGAAAUGUGAACUUUAAUAAAUAGAUUUGUUGUGGUUCCACAA